AUGGAUAUUUCAAACUUCUGCAAUAGCACUUACAAAUUUGAAAAUAAAGGCGAACCAUACUUUGAUAACAUUACUAAACGAAACUAUACCGCUGCCGUGGGACAACCCGCAUAUUUACAUUGUCGGGUGAAGAAUCUUGGUGAUCGAGAGGUAGUCUGUAUUUUGAGAGCAUAUACACUACACUCAAAUAAUUGUUUAUAUAUCUGUUCUUUCCUCUUUUAA
Messenger RNA from Parnassius mnemosyne (clouded apollo), 222 nucleotides. NCBI's taxonomy places the organism in Eukaryota, Metazoa, Arthropoda, Insecta, Lepidoptera, Papilionidae. The record is from the annotation of a GenBank genome assembly.